Messenger RNA from Aspergillus clavatus NRRL 1, 663 nucleotides. RefSeq names its product HHE domain protein. NCBI's taxonomy places the organism in Eukaryota, Fungi, Ascomycota, Eurotiomycetes, Eurotiales, Aspergillaceae. The transcript has 2 exons. The record is from RefSeq and is a predicted model, not a curated record. The coding region runs from base 1 to 663 and encodes 220 amino acids.
AUGGCCGCAACACACGGACGAAAACCCACCACCGACGACAGCAUCUUCGAGCCUCACAUCCUGCGCGGCAACCUCACCGACCAAGUGCAGGCCUUCUCCGACUGGGCGGCGGCCCCGAAAUUCCGCAUCCUCGACACCAUCAAGCACGACCACCGCGAAAUCACCUCCUUCUACGAGCUGCUACUCAAGGCCACCGAGCCCGACGACGCAACAAAGUGCCAGAACCAGUUCGUCUGGGAGCUCGCCCGCCACGCCGUGGCAGAGGAACUCGUCGUCUACCCGGCGAUGGAGAAGUAUCUCGAUGGCGGCAAGGAGAUGGCGGACCGGGACCGUGCGGAACAUCAAACUGUCAAAGAACGGCUCAAACUCUUCCAGGACCUCAAAUCCACCGACCCGCGCUUCCUGCCCACCCUCACGUCGCUCAUGGCCGAUCUGAAAGAACACAUGAUGAGCGAGGAGGCAGAGGAUAUCCCGCGGCUGGACAGCGCCCUAUCCGAGGAAGAGAGCGUGGGCCUGUCGCAGUCGCUCAACCGGACCAAGAUAUUCGUGCCGUCGCGCAGCCAUCCGUCCGCGCCGUCCGCGCCACCCUUCGAGACUGCCGUGGGGCUGCUGACGGCGCCGUUAGACCAUAUCGCGGAUGUGUUUCGGAAGUGGCCAUCGUAG